This is a messenger RNA of Drosophila sechellia, 4174 nucleotides long. It is a transcript of the gene LpR1, whose product is annotated as Lipophorin receptor 1. The transcript is spliced from 13 exons. The coding region runs from base 305 to 3535 and encodes 1076 amino acids. NCBI's taxonomy places the organism in Eukaryota, Metazoa, Arthropoda, Insecta, Diptera, Drosophilidae. The record is from RefSeq and is a predicted model, not a curated record. Gene Ontology annotation, molecular function: hormone binding; calcium ion binding; protein binding. Gene Ontology annotation, biological process: receptor-mediated endocytosis. Gene Ontology annotation, cellular component: plasma membrane; apical plasma membrane; signaling receptor complex.
ACUCUCGGCUCUCGAAUUAAAAUCGCUGGCGAUUCGCUUAAAUUUGCUGGUCAAUUCUCUAAACGAAUUCAGUUGAAAAAGGCGCGUUGUGCGAAACGGGCAUCACAGUUUUUAGCGGUUUAUUUUCAACUAAAAAAAAAACAAAUAAAAAACUAAAAUAAGAAACAAACAAAGCUAAAUAAAAACAAACCCCAUUGUCUAUACAAACCUUGUAAGAUCCAAGUGAUAAGAGUGUGAAUAAAGCAUUAAACAGACAGCAAAAACUAAAGCAAAAGAAGAGUGAAGACUAUCAAAAUACCGUACCAUGGCCAUAGAGUCACGCUCUACGAGCACUGCAAGUGAAACCACAAAAUCCGCCAUAAAAUCAACCACAAGCUCCAAAUCUCCAGUAACAUUCGGUAAUCUCGGCGAGAAAAGACGCGCCGAACAGCUGUUCCGCUGCGCAUGCGCCAACUUCAAUCUCCUGCUCCUGACUUUGAUUCUCGGAUUUGGCAAAUGCUGCACUGCCACGCCCACGCCGCUGAGCACGCCCUCAACGAACACGCCCACCUCGGCAGUUAGCCCACAUAAUCCACAAGCGCUGGACGAGGGCGGAUCGCUGAGCAAGCUGAUCGAUGGCAAGGCCUUCAUCAACAUGGGAUUCAAGUUCCUCAACGUUUCCGGAAAGAUUGGCACACCCCUCGGCAUAGGCCAAUCCCUGGAGGCCAAGUGCGAUGAGAAGCAGUUCCAGUGCCACAGCGGCGACUGCAUCCCCAUUCGAUUCGUUUGCGACGGCGAUGCGGACUGCAAGGAUCACAGCGAUGAGCAGAUUAAGGAGUGCAAGUUUAUAGAGGCCACUUGCUCGUCGGACCAAUUUCGCUGCGGGAAUGGCAACUGCAUACCGAACAAAUGGCGCUGCGAUCAGGAGAGCGAUUGUGCCGAUGGCUCCGAUGAAGCCAACGAAUUGUGCAUGAACGCCUGUCCCAACAACGAGUUCAAAUGCCAAACGGUCGACCAGUGCAUUCCGCGCAGCUGGCUCUGCGAUGGCAGCAACGAUUGCCGCGACAAGUCCGAUGAGGCGCACUGCAGAGCUCGAACCUGUUCACCGGAUGAAUAUGCCUGCAAGAGUGGCGAGGGGCAAUGUGUUCCUUUGGCCUGGAUGUGCGACCAGAGCAAGGACUGCAGCGAUGGCUCCGACGAGCACAACUGCAACCAGACCUGUCGUGCCGACGAGUUCACCUGCGGCAAUGGACGGUGCAUCCAGAAGCGAUGGAAGUGCGACCACGACGACGACUGCGGCGACGGAUCCGACGAGAAGGAGUGCCCAGUGGUGCCCUGCGACUCCGUGGCGGAGCACACCUGCACGAAUGGAGCCUGCAUCGCCAAGCGUUGGGUCUGCGACGGUGAUCCGGACUGCUCCGAUGGCUCCGAUGAGCGGUCCUGUGCGAAUGUUACCAAGACGACCACGCCCUGCUUGUCGCACGAAUACCAGUGCAAGGAUCGCAUCACCUGCCUGCAUCACAGCUGGCUCUGCGAUGGUGAUCGCGACUGUCCCGAUGGCGACGACGAGCACACGGCCAACUGCAAGAACGUCACCUGCCGGGCGGACCAGUUCCAGUGCGGCGAUCGCAGCUGCAUUCCAGGACAUCUCACCUGCAACGGUGACAAGGACUGCGCCGAUGGCAGCGACGAACGGGAUUGCGGAUUGAGUCUGAGUCUGGGAGUCAACCAAGGAGGAUGCAACUCAACCAGCGAAUUCGACUGCGGUGGAGGUCAGUGUGUUCCCCUCUCGAAGGUUUGCGACAAGAGGAAGGAUUGUCCGGAUGGCGAGGACGAGCCGGCUGGAAAGUGUGGGAUAAACGAGUGCGCCUCGAAGAACGGAGGCUGUAUGCACCAGUGCAUCGAUCUGAAGGUGGGCCACCACUGCGAAUGCCACGAGGGCUACAAGUUGUCUCCGGACAAGCGGAACUGCCAGGACAUCAAUGAGUGCGAAGUCCCGGGAAAGUGCUCUCAGAUAUGCGUGAACGAAAUGGGGGGCUUCAAGUGUGAGUGCGAAGCGGGCUACAUGAGGGAUCCCAAAAAUCACACCAGAUGCAAGGCCAGCGAAGGACACGCCUCCCUCCUCCUGGCCAGACGCCAUGACAUCCGGAAGAUAGCACUCGACCACAUGGAAAUGACGUCCAUAGUGAAUAGUACAAAGGCAGCCACUGCCCUGGAUUUUGUGUUCCGCACGGGAAUGAUCUUCUGGAGCGAUGUGACCACCCAGAGUAUAUAUAAAGCACCGAUUGAUGAGGGAAACGAAAAGACGGUGGUGCUGACAAAGUCCUCGGUGACCUCGGAUGGCCUGGCUGUCGAUUGGAUCUAUAACCAUGUCUACUUUACGGACACUCAUAAGUGCACCAUCGAACUGACCAACUUCGAGGGCAGCAUGGGCAAGGUCCUGGUAAAGGACUCCCUGGACAUUCCGCGCUCCAUUGCUCUGGAUCCCAUCGAGGGCUGGAUGUACUGGUCCGACUGGGGCGCCUCUCCGCGAAUCGAAAGGGCGGGUAUGGAUGGCUCUCACCGCACCACCAUCAUUAGCUAUGACGUCAAGUGGCCCAAUGGUAUCACCCUGGACCUGGUUAAGAAACGCAUCUACUGGGUAGAUGGCAAGCUUAACGUUAUCUCGUCGGCGAACUAUGAUGGCUCACAACGGAGCCAGGUGCUCUACUCUGGCGAAUACCUGCGACAUCCCUUCUCAAUCACCACCUUCGAGGACAAUGUGUACUGGACCGACUGGGACAAACAGGCGGUCUUCAAGGCGAACAAGUUCACCGGUGAGGAUGUGGAGCCCGUUACAGCAAUGCACAUGCUCCAGCAUCCGAUGGUGGUGCAUGUGUACCAUCCUUACCGCCAACCGGAUGGCGUGAAUCACUGCCAGUCGGUGAAUGGACACUGUUCUCAUCUCUGCCUGCCAGCUCCCAGAAUCAAUGAGAGGAGUCCUCGCAUAUCCUGCGCCUGUCCCACGGGUCUGAAGCUGAUGGUCGAUGGCCUCAUGUGCGUCGAGGAUCCACUUUAUUUGCCACCAGUCACGAGACCCCCGCGAGCCCGCAAAACGAAACCGAGGACAAAAUCCCCGAGGAGGCGGCUGCCCACGGGUGUCCAGCUGGGACAUGCUGACAUUCGGAUCGAAAUUAACGAUGAUCUUCAGCUGAGCACCAGGCUACCCCUGUUGCCCACGACUUUCGUUGCCGACCAGCGUCCAGUGAAAAACCAUACUCAAAUCGAAAAGACCACAACGCCCAGUGAGCAGCCGGAUUCCGGCUUUAUUGCACUGGUGGUCAUAGCCAGUCUCAGUGGAUUCGCUGUCCUGCUAUCGGUGCUCCUGCUCAUUGGCUACCGCUACUGCAGCAAGCGGCGCAUCAACUCGAUGAACUUCGAGAAUCCCAUCUACCGCAAGACCACCACCACAGAGGACCACUUCAGUUUGCGCAAAAACCUGCCGGCGCGGAUCUACGACCACACCAGUGUCAUGGAUGAGGAGUACUCACCCGUCAUAGGCAUAUCCUCGUAUUAGAUUGAUUCCUCUGGAAUCGUGUGAAAUGUGGAUUGGAUUAUUGUUGCGCUUGGUCGCUGGGAAAAUUAGAUGACCAAUGCUAACUCGAGACCCGCGGCAGAAACACACACGCCUGAAGACUGAGCAACUCUGUGUAUUGUGUAAAUUAAUUAUUUUAAAAUUUUAAGGCACGGCAAGGACGGCGGGUCACCUUGGAGCGCAUCCUUAAAGGAUGCUGUACAAAAUACUAUGUCGCAGAGUUCUAUCACAAAUAAACAAAAGAGAUAACAAAACAGAAAUAGUUACGAGAAACGUAAAAGGAAAAGAGAAAUCUAAUUGCUAAUUAUAAAUUACAUAGUUCCAAACUGUAUAUAGCUGUAAGUGUGCAUUAUUUUUAAAUGACGCAAAUUAAUAUUACUAUACGUAAACAUGACAAAGAGAUCAUUAUGCUUAUGGUCUACUAUUAGAGCGAGUUGAGAAAUUAUAUUUCUGUUGUCGAGGAGCAGAGUCGUUUUAUUAUAUUAAAAUUAUUACUACAUAUAGUACGUAUUAGCCUUUUGUUAACUGUAUUUGAUAAGUGUACAUACAUAUGAAUAUGUUUCCCAACUGAAAAGAAAAUAUGAUGAAUAAUAAACUCAGAACAUACUUAUGUGUAGCGUA